CUCUCCCUUUCUUGCAUUGUUCACACCUUAACUCUCUCUCUCUCAUUUACAAGCUUGUGAGAAAAAAUAACCCAUUCUCUUUCAUGGCUCCAAGCUUGAGCAAAAAUGCCCCAGAAGUAAUGGUGCUUGUGGAUGAGGAUGAGGAUGAUAAGAAACCACUGUCAAUCACCCUUGAAGGAUCAGAAUUUUUGGCCAAUGGCCACCCCGUUCUCACUGAUGUCCCUACUAACAUCAUAGCAACACCUUCUCCAUUUACCUCCAAAGACUUGUUGUCCAAGAGCAUGGUCGGAUGCUUCGUUGGCUUUGAUGCAGACGAGCCAAAAAGCCAGCACGUGGUCCCCACCGGCAAGCUGAGGGACAUAAGGUUCAUGAGCAUAUUCAGAUUCAAAGUCUGGUGGACUACUCAUUGGGUUGGCAAUGGUGGAACAGAUGUUGAACAUGAGACCCAAAUGAUGAUCCUUGACAAAUCCGACUUGGGACGCCCCUAUGUUUUACUACUUCCACUCCUUGAAGGACCCUUCAGAGCUUCAUUGCAGCCUGGCAUGGAUGAUGACGUGGACAUCUGCGUGGAGAGUGGAUCCAGCCAUGUCAGCAGCUCCAGCUUCAGGAGUUGCAUGUACAUGCAUAUUGGUGAUGACCCAUAUCAAUUGGUCAAGGAAGCCAUGAAGGUCAUUAGGGUCCAUUUGGGGACCUUUAGGCUUAUGGAAGAAAAGUGUCCUCCAGGUAUUGUGGACAAAUUUGGAUGGUGCACUUGGGAUGCCUUUUAUCUUAGGGUACACCCUGAAGGGGUGUGGCAGGGGGUCAAGGGUCUAGUAGAGGGUGGGUGCCCUCCAGGGUUGGUCCUAAUAGAUGAUGGGUGGCAAUCCAUAUGCCAUGAUGAUGACCCCAUAACUGAUCAAGAAGGCAUAAACAGAACAGAAGCUGGUGAACAAAUGCCAUGCAGAUUAAUGAAGUUUGAAGAGAAUUACAAGUUUAGGGACUACCAGAGUCCUAGGGUACCCUCCAACAAGGGCAUGGGUGCCUUUGUGAGGGACCUUAAGGAGGAGUUUAAGAGCAUAGAGCAUGUGUAUGUAUGGCAUGCACUUUGUGGGUAUUGGGGCGGGUUACGCCCCGGUGUACCGGGUAUGCCCGAGUGUAGGGUCAUUGGUCCUAAACUAUCAGAGGGUUUGCAGAUGACCAUGGAGGAUCUGGCCGUGGACAAGAUUGUGAACAAUGGAGUUGGGUUGGUCCCACCGGAAAAGGUCCAUGAGAUGUACGAGGGGUUGCACUCACAUCUUGAAUCGGCAGGGAUUGAUGGUGUCAAGGUGGAUGUGAUACAUUUACCCCACCGACCUGGCCAAAGCCCCAAUCCACACAGUUCUCCACACUAG
Messenger RNA from Ilex paraguariensis (yerba mate), 1370 nucleotides. The record is from the annotation of a GenBank genome assembly. Lineage: Eukaryota; Viridiplantae; Streptophyta; Magnoliopsida; Aquifoliales; Aquifoliaceae.